Molecule: messenger RNA, 786 nt
Organism: Toxorhynchites rutilus septentrionalis
Lineage: Eukaryota; Metazoa; Arthropoda; Insecta; Diptera; Culicidae
Product: carbonic anhydrase 2-like
Exons: 2
Coding region: 1-786 (261 amino acids)
Cellular component (GO): cytoplasm
Molecular function (GO): zinc ion binding; carbonate dehydratase activity
Source: RefSeq, a predicted model, not a curated record
AUGGAAGUUCGUUUACUAGUUGCGCUCCUCAGCUUGGCAGUGGCUUACUGUCGUGAUUUUCCAGAGUGCGUUGGGCGAAUGCAGAGUCCAAUUGCGUUGUCGACCCAAAGUGCGUUUCCUGGCAUGGAAUUUCUACCGUUGGAGCUCUCAACGUAUGAGAUGGAUCCAACGCAGGUCAUGGUGAGGAAUGAUGGAUACACAGCAAUUUACUCCUUCCAAUUUCCGGACAAUCAACCCAUCAUCGCGCGUGGAGGCGUGCUUAUGGGCGAGUUUCAGUUUGACAGUCUCCACUUUCACUGGGGUGCAAAUUCUGACAGGGGAACCGAACAUGUUAUCGAUGGGGGUCGAUACGCGAUGGAGGUACACUUGGUGUUCUUCAAUCGGCGGUACGAGUCGAUCGAGCAGGCUCAAACGCAAAGAAACGGGCUCGCCGUUUUAGGACUUAUGCUCACUAACAGCAGUGACGCUCCAAACUAUGGCUGGGUACCAGCGCUCAACGAGAUACAGCAGGCGGAAACUAGCUACACUCUACCGGAUCCGACAGUAUUCAACAUCCGGCAGUUCAUUGGGCCGGACAGAAGACCAUAUUUUAAUUACCACGGGAGUUUGACGACACCUCCGUGCUAUGAAUCGGUCAAUUGGUUGGUUCAGAAAAAAGUACUGUUAAUUUCCGAAGAGCAGCUCAAUGUCUUCCGAUCAUUACGAGACGCGGAUGGGAACCAAUUGGUGGAUAACUUUAGAUCAUUGCAGCCCAUCAAUGGCAGACCAAUUGUAUAUUAUCGAUAA